Messenger RNA from Cryptomeria japonica (Japanese cedar), 764 nucleotides. Its product is annotated as mitochondrial import inner membrane translocase subunit TIM14-1. The transcript is spliced from 3 exons. NCBI's taxonomy places the organism in Eukaryota, Viridiplantae, Streptophyta, Pinopsida, Cupressales, Cupressaceae. Gene Ontology annotation, molecular function: ATPase activator activity. The record is from RefSeq and is a predicted model, not a curated record. The coding region runs from base 178 to 507 and encodes 109 amino acids. Gene Ontology annotation, cellular component: PAM complex, Tim23 associated import motor. Gene Ontology annotation, biological process: protein import into mitochondrial matrix.
AAGGUAAAAGGGCAUAAAUUAAAUUGAGGGUAGUGACAAUUAAGUGGAAACUUUGGGCAGGCAGUCAGGAGGGGAGAGCAAGUUAAAACCGCUGUUGUUCGAGUUUCCAGCAGAACAUCUCGAGAGGCUCGUCCGUACAUCAUAAUGGAAGCUUGAAUAAAGCUGCAGCUUAGUCAAAUGGCAACGCCAUUGGUGGUAGGGUUAGCAGUAGCCGCAGCUGCGCUAGCAGGGCGAUACGGCAUCCACGCUUGGCACGCUUUCAAGACUCGCCCUGUCACUCGCAAAUUCUAUGAGGGCGGAUUUCAGCAAACCAUGAGCAGGAGAGAAGCUGCCCUCAUUCUCGGAGUAAGAGAAAGUGUCAGCGCGGAUAAAGUGAAGGAGGCGCAUAGAAAGGUGAUGGUAGCGAACCAUCCAGAUGCCGGUGGCAGUGAUUACCUUGCCGCAAAAGUCAAUGAAGCCAAAGACGUACUGCUAGGAAAAACUAAAAAUACUGGCUCGGCUUUUUAGUACACAAUUCAUUUUUAUACAAAUCAUACAAGGGGACUUGGCUUUUUGGUACACAAUUCGUUUUUAUACGUAUCAUACAAGGGGACUUAGCUUUUGCUUCCAAUUACAGAACUCAAAUUUUGGGCCAUCAGUCAUUGUUGUAUCAUGGUAUAUAAUCUUGUACAAUGGGGAUUUUAUAUCAUUUGUUUCCAAAAGCAACUUUGGGUCCAGCCUAUUCAAUAAACUAUCGGCCAAUCUAUGGAUUUUAUCUUUUGUUA